Molecule: messenger RNA, 1573 nt
Organism: Chelonus insularis
Lineage: Eukaryota; Metazoa; Arthropoda; Insecta; Hymenoptera; Braconidae
Exons: 4
Coding region: 337-1461 (374 amino acids)
Biological process (GO): rRNA processing
Source: RefSeq, a predicted model, not a curated record
UCCAUAGCAACUUAUCAUUUUAUAUAUUUUAUAAUACAUUCGCUAAUAUAAUUUUCAACCCUUCACUGAUCUCUCAAACGGCCGACUGGAGAGGGUAACAAUAAAAUCAGAAAUUGUAGUACCGACAGUCGAUAAAAUAACAAUUUGCAGUGUUCUUUGACAGAGAGGAGAGACAAUGGACAGAGAGACUAGAUUAACAACUAAAACCAGAGAAUAGGGAAGUCUCAUCUUCUAUUCUCUGCUAAGACAAUAUGCAGUGACAACGAAAGUAUAUUCAAAAAUAAUAUAAUAAAAUUCUAUUCUCUAUCAUAAACUAAUUAAAUUAAUUCGAAAAAAAUGUAUCGUCAAGGAUCAAAAACAAUAACAUUAUUGUAUAAACAUAAUGUCAAUAUGAUUAAUAAGAUUGAGAGAUGUUUUUAUAAAACUCGUAGUCAUAUGAGUGAUAACAUGAAAAAUUCUUUUCAACAAGGAACAUUUAUAAAUAAAAUAAUGGAUAGAGAUGGACGAAAAAAGCCGUGGUAUCCUGUUAGAACACCUAGAAAUGAAUCAAUGGAUGUGAUAAAAGAAAGAUUAGUCAAUCCACAUGUUACUCGUAGAGUAAUUGUACUUAAUAAACUAUUUAUGAAACACAUAACAGAUUUAAUGGCAGUAGGUGAAAUUGCAACGCAAACCCUUGGCAGAGGAAUUGAAAUUUCUCGAGUCAAUUUUACCAAUGAUUUCAAAGUCGUUCGAGUAUAUUGGUUUUCAUCUUAUACAGAUAUUUUAGAUGAAACUACUGCAAUAUUAGAAAAAAUUUCAUACAAAUUACGACAUCAAUUAACACAAUUAAAAGUUAUUGGUGUUAUGCCAUUGAUUCAAUUUGUCCUUGAUACUCAGUUAAUGAAAUACGUUGAAUUAGAAAAAAGAUUUCUUGAAGCUGAUUAUGGUGAUGAUUAUGUACCAAAAAUAAAGGUAGCUCCUAAACGCCAAUUAACUUUAUUCACUCAAUUGCCUAAAGAAGUUCAAGAAAGAAUUAGAAAAAUGAAUAGUACAGAAGAAAUAAGUAACAAUAAUGAACUUGAGGAUGAUGAUGAGAUUUAUGAUGUCGAUUUACCACCUAUGAAACAUGAUACACUUGGAUUUGAUCAUUCAGUAAUUAUGUCUACUAUCAAGCAAUCAUUAAAUAAAGCUAGAGGUAAAUCAUUAAAUCAAUCAGAAGAUACUCAUUUAUACACACCAGAAGUGAUAGAUAUUGAAUUUAAUAAAAAAUACUCUAAUAUACUACCAUCAAAAGAAGAAGAUGACGCUUUUCUGAAUUUCUUAGAGAAACGAAAAAUUGAAGAAAAACGUAAACGUCAACGAAGGAAUGAAAGUCUUGAAAACAUCGAUGAGUAUGAAGAAUGUAUUUCUGAAGAGAUUUCAAAUGAUAAUGGUAUAGAUUAUGAUGAUUUCGAUGAUAUCAAAACUCAUGAGUUAUCAUAAAAAUUAAUAGUGAGACAUAAAUAUAUUUUAAUGUAUAUAAAAACUGUAAAUAUUGUUUAUAACAUUACCAUCAUCAACUCUUUAUUGUCAUUACUUAAGAAAAACAACUUUU